AGAGAGCGAGAGAGAGAGCGGCGCACGGGAGGAGGCAGGCUGGCUGGCGAUGGGUCCGGGGAGAGCCGCCGUGACAGACCUGCUGGGUCCGGAGCAAUGAAGUGACAGGGGGGGAGGUGACAAGAGAAACUAAAUAUGGAAAGAGGAAGAGGGCAAAGAGAAGGUGCAGGUAUAAACAGGAAUAUUUAUCCUCAACAAUAUAGUUACCCUUCAUCGCAGAACUUAGAGAUACAAGAGCUUGCAUCCAAAAGAGUUGACAUUCAAAAGAAGAGGUUUUACUUGGAUGUCAAACAGAGUGCUAGAGGCCGUUUCUUGAAGAUUGCUGAAGUCUGGAUUGGAAGAGGGAGGCAAGAUAAUGUCCGGAAAAGUAAGCUUACUUUAUCUCUGUCUGUGGCUGCGGAAUUAAAGGACUGUUUAGGAGAUUUUAUUGAGCACUAUGCUCACCUAGGUCUACGAAGCAGCCAUGCUCAAAGAACAGAACAUGGGAGUGAAAAAGAGCAUGAUGCAAGAAGACGACCUCAUCCAUCUUCCCCUUCAGGAUCUGUGGGAUCAGAAGAGCCCACAACUCAUAGUGUUCUAAAAACAGAAUACAUUGAGCGUGACAACAGAAAAUAUUAUCUGGACCUUAAAGAGAAUCAGCGAGGACGCUUUUUAAGAAUUAGACAAACCAUGACACGUGGACCUGGGAUGAUUGGAUAUUUUGGGCAGAGCCUAGGCCAGGAACAGACUAUAGUUCUGCCGGCCCAAGGUAUGAUUGAAUUCAGAGAUGCAUUGGUUCAGCUUAUUGAAGACUAUGGUGAAGGAGACAUUGAAGAACGACGAGGUGGGGGAGAUGAACCUCCUGAACUUCCAGAAGGGACAUCUUUUCGUGUGGAUAAUAAGAGAUUUUACUUUGAUGUAGGCUCCAACCGAUAUGGCAUAUUCUUGAGAGUUAGCGAGGUCAGACCACCAUACCGUAACACUAUCACAGUCCCUUACAAAGUGUGGACGAGGUUUGGAGACAAUUUUAUCAAGUAUGAAGAAGAGAUGAGAAAAAUUUAUAACAGCCAUAAAGAAAAGAAGAUGGAUGUGCGUGUGGACAGCAGUGAAGAGCAGGAGUGUCCCGAAUAGACAUCUGUCAUUAAAGAGAAAAAAGCCUCGCAAAUUUUUAAUUUUUCAAAAAGAAUUUGGAGACAAAAUCUGUAGUCUUUUCAAGAGUCCUUUUUUUCUUUAUUUCUUUUAUUUUUCUUUUCUUUUUUUUCCCCCUUGCUUUUGAUUUUUAGCAGAGUAACAAUAGAAAAACUAAACUUUAAGGGCCUGGUAUCCAGUAUCUAAACUACAACACAAAAUACUCUUAAGUGUACCAGCCUCCUUUAGAGCUGCUUCAAUAGAUUUCAAGACUAUAGAAGUAUGUUUUUGAUCAGCACAAAGUACAACACUUAAAUACCUUAGAUAGCAGCUCUGUUCUGAAACCAUGCUUCAUAUCCAGAAACCACAACAUGUCUGUUCUUGCCAAGGAGUUACCGGACACUUUCUUACUAACCCUUCCCAUGCCAUGGAAGGGGUUACGACCUCACACAAUCCUGAUAUGGCCAAGAAUCUUAAUGCUAGCUCUGACAGUAGUUCAUGAUUACAUCACACCUGCACACAAAAUAUUCCAAAUUAAAUACAGUACUUUACGAAUAUUAAACACAAAUACAGUGACACUUGUUUAUCAAGUUCAUUUCUUUUGCAUGGUACUUUUUUUGUUUGUCAUGUAGUUUGCAUUGGAAAAUAAAAAAAAAUCAUAAAGCAAGUGAGGAAAAUUAUAUAUGGGGAAAAAAAAAAGAAAACGGGCAGUGACUGUUUUAUUGACUCGCAAAAAAAUAAAAUAAAAAAUUGCCACCACAAGAGUAUUUUGCUGUAGCAGUUUGGUGGUCAUAGAACAAGUUGCUGUUGGGGGUGAAGAUCAGGUAUCUAACCAAACAUGCAAAUACAUUAUUUUAUGUCUGGUAGAUUGUUGAGAUUGCUUAACCCCUUAAGGACCAAACCUCUGGAAUAAAAGGGAAUCAUGACAUGUCACACAUGUCAUGUGUCCUUAAGGGGUUAAUAACCACAAUUCAUACUGAGCUCCACAAAUUCCACUCUAUCAAGCUUUAAGGUGCUGUCUUUCAAGGGCUCCGAUGUGGCCGCUUAUAUUAUGGACAUGCAAUCGAUGAAAUUCUGAAACACAACAAACACAAAUCUCGAAGGACAGACCUGAGCUGGAACGUUAAACUCGGUUAUGGUUAUGCUUGUAAAUAGGAGUAUGUGUUUGCUUGGAGGUAUAUAGGAGUGGCUUUGAUUUCCCCAUGACCCUUUCCCCCUCCCCAAAGUGUCUUAUUCCGUCCAGCAGUCUUUAGUAUACAGGGAUUGUGUAUGAUUAUGCUUUUGAAUAUGGAUAUAUAUGUAUGUAACACAAGCUUGUAUAACAAUCCAUAGAUUACUUGUCUUUAAGUGGUGCUAAUUUUAAGGCAUUAUGAAAAAUGCCAAUAAAAAAAUAAAAUCUUACUUUCUCCAACCUUCUUCACUAUACAUGGUAGAUAUGAUGCUCCACUGCUGGUGCUUGUAAGGGACUUGGCGGUGCAUGACGUUAUUUCAGUGCAAUUUUCCUCAUUACAGAAAAGGCUUAUUCUAUCCAACGUCGCUGAAUUGAUGAAAGCUUUACUUUACAGUCUCUUUUUGCUAAAGUUUCUUGGCCCUAUGGAUUAAAACCGAAAUAGUCUUGUUGGAUAAAAUGAAACAAACACACAAUACAUGAGCUGCUGUUAUAAACAAAACAAAAAUAAUGUAAAAAAAAAAAAAAACCCUAAGUAUAUUUUGUAUCUACUUGAACUCAAGUCAGUAAUGUUUACCCCAGUUACUGAGUGAUAUUGCCUAUUGAUGUUUUGCCACUAUAUUUGUUCUGUCUUAGAAAUAAAUUUGCUUCUGUGUGUAA
Pelobates fuscus (common spadefoot toad) is the source of this 2935-nucleotide messenger RNA. RefSeq names its product purine rich element binding protein G (gene PURG). Lineage: Eukaryota; Metazoa; Chordata; Amphibia; Anura; Pelobatidae. The transcript is spliced from 3 exons. Gene Ontology annotation, cellular component: nucleus. Gene Ontology annotation, molecular function: purine-rich negative regulatory element binding; DNA-binding transcription factor activity, RNA polymerase II-specific; RNA polymerase II transcription regulatory region sequence-specific DNA binding. Bases 136 to 1110 code for a protein of 324 amino acids. The record is from RefSeq and is a predicted model, not a curated record. Gene Ontology annotation, biological process: regulation of transcription by RNA polymerase II.